This is a messenger RNA of Enterobius vermicularis (human pinworm), 3381 nucleotides long. Lineage: Eukaryota; Metazoa; Nematoda; Chromadorea; Rhabditida; Oxyuridae. The record is from the annotation of a GenBank genome assembly.
AUGAAAGAAACUGAGAAGUCGAGAUAUGAAUGGUAUAAAGAUGGUAAACCGUUGUUAAUCGACAACCAACGAAUUGUGUGGGAGAAACCUGGGCAGAGUGGAACCAUAGUGUUUUUGGAUCCACACGGUGACGAUCAGGGUUACUAUCAGUGUUUUGUGAAGAACAAUUUGGGUACUGCUAUCUCUAACAAAAUGCGACUUCGUCUAGGCGUUCUGGAACCGUUCAAAUCAAUUGGACAGAGAGUAGUUGAGGUUGAGGAAGGGGACAGUUUGACAAUCAAAUGUGAUGUGCCCUUUGGGAUUCCUCCGCCAAAAAUUAUUUGGAUUUAUCGAGACCCAAAGAAGUCUGAUUUUAUGAAGUCAAUUAACAGCAAGCAUAUUACAAUUGAUGGUGAAGGUGACCUUCAAUUUAGUUACGUAAAGCAAGAAGAUGCAAGUCCAAAUUUACGCUAUCAGUGUGGAGCAAUCUCACCGGUGCUUCAGGAUGGUUUACGAUUGGGUGAUGAAGUUAGGGUUGUUGCCAAGUCGUUGCCAAAUUACGAAAAAGUUUCAGAAAAGAAAUCAGUUCCGCCACAUGUUCUGUAUGUUAGCCCAAAAACUGUUGUUGUGAAAGCUGGCUCGCAGCUGAUGCUCAUGUGUAUAUUUGGUGGAAGGCCAUUGCCAAUAGUUCGAUGGAGUAAACUCAAUGGGGAUUUACCAAUAAGUCGAAUCAGAGAUUUAACUUUACCUAGUUCAGCUUACGGCAAAAUAUUAAUCAUUGACCAAAUUGAACGUGAAGAUGGUGGUGUAUAUGAGUGCCAUACACAGCAAUUGGUCCAUCAAAUGCGCGUUGUCGUAACAGCUGCACCAUAUUGGGAAUCUGGAAAACCGCAAGAUGUUGAUGUGGCAGAAGAUGAUACUGUAGAUCUUAAUUGUUUUGCGGCUGCUGAUCCUGCACCUGUUACCCAUUGGCUUCGAAAUGGAAAAAUUUUAAAAAGUGAUGGCAGGUUUACAGUUUUGAACAAUGGGCGGACUUUAAGAAUAGCUAAUGUUGACCACCAUACAGAUAUAGGUAUUUUUCAGUGCAAUGCCUCAAACGUGUACGGCUAUAUCUUCGAGAAUAUUUUCUUGAAAGUUCUUGCAUACGCUCCAACCUUCAAAAUGCCGACUAGUGUCGUUUAUAAGGUUGUUCGUAAUACAACCGUCUACAUGCCCUGUGAAGUUGAUGCAGCUCCAAAAGCUACAAUCCGUUGGGUAGAUAUCGAAAAUCGUCCGAUAAAAGCAGUUCAAAAUGGAGUUUAUGUCAGUCCGACAAGAUUCAUUAAAGCUCCGCAAUUAAAUGAAACUGUACUGGAGGCUCAUCAGUCAUUUAAGCUUGACUGUAUGGCUGUUGGUGAUCCAAGGCUCGAGCUAAAGUACAGCUGGAGGCGCAAUGGCGACCUUAAGAAGCAAUUUUUUAAGCCAGAAACUGAGGCUCAGGUUUUCAGAAUUGUUGCGACGUCGUUGCAGAUGACUGAUGUUAGAGGCUGGCAUGCUGGUAACAUAGAAUGUAUAGUUACUAGCGGAGUAGAUGAGAUCAAAACUGAUUUGAAUAUCACAAUUAUUGAUGUACCUGCAACACCGGAAGUGCAUAAGAUUGAUUGUAGCGAGAGGAAGGCAGUAAUCAUAUGGAAAAAACCCAAUGAAUACGGGGAUAAAAUAUACGAGUACAUCGUGCAGCAGCAUAUUACUUUUGAGGAGGGUCAGUGGAAAACAGCAGCAACAGUAACGGAUCUUGAAGAUCACAGUAAUGAUACAUAUCAGACAGUAAUAAUAUUAUCACCAUGGGCAGUUUACAGCUUUCGAGUAAUUGCCCGUAACAGACAUGGAGACAGUGAUCCGGGGUACGGUGAAAAUACAAUAUGCAGUACCUCAUCAACAAAUCCAUAUACUAAUCCUAGUGGUGUUGAAGCUGAAGGUGAUGAGCCAGACAAUCUGGUUAUUCGGUGGAAACCAAUGAAAAAGAUCGAUUGGAAUGGUCCAGAUUUUGAGUAUUUAGUGCGAUAUCGGUUUGAUGAUGAAUUUUCACCGUGGAAACAAAUUGUAAUUGAAGAUCCUUUAGCAAACGCAACAAUAAUAAGGGAUCAGCCAACGUAUAAGCGGUAUUUGGUUCAAGUAAAGGCUAUAAACGACGUUGGAGAGUCGGUUGCGGAACCAGAAACAAUUAUUGGGUACUCUGGUGAAGACGUGCCCCUUUAUUCACCGCUAAAUUUUACUGUUGUCUCACAAGCUAAUUGGACUGCAGUUGUUCUUGGUUGGGAGCAUGUGGAUCCUGCAUCUGUUAAAGGACUUUUUAGGGGAUAUUUGAUAAACUAUUGGCUUAAUGACUUCCCGUUCGAAAAUGUUCAGUUAACUAUUCCAAGUGAUAAGAAUUCAGCGACACUGACAAAAUUGCAGCCAAUUAGCAAUUAUACCGCUCAAAUUGUGACCAUCAAUAAACGAUAUCAAAGUCCCAACCCAUCAGUUUUGCAUUUCAUGACUCCAGAAGGAUUGCCGUCAAAAGUUCACAAUAUGCGAGUAAGGGCUGUUGGGUCCAGUACAUUCUUCGUCACGUGGGAAAAGUGCAGACAACCGAAUGGAGCUAUUCGUGGAUAUUUCAUUGAAUUUGAGGACUCAGAAACCGGAUUAACUGAGGAGACGUUUGUUGUCAAUCGUCAGCUUAACUACCUGUAUGAGAAGGCAAAGCCAGACACUGCGUACAGGGUCGCCGUUUGGGCGGAGACGAAUGCAGGCGAGGGGCCAAAAGUAAUCCGCAGUGUGAGAACAUGGCCUCUAAAGGGUAUCCCCUUCUGCCAGUUACUUCUGAUCCUGAAAGAUACGUAUGUAUAUGACAAAAUUUUAGAGCCAGAUAUACCGAUCUUUGAUAUUCGAGUUUUGACGCCUUAUCAAGCUGAAGUUAUUUGGCACCCGGCUAACGGGACCAGAUGGCUAAUGCCCGGUUCCUCGUUUUAUGUGAAUUAUUCGACUGAAGGGACCGACGGCUGGUCAAAGAGCGAUACAAUUAAAUUACCAGAAACAAAGCUGCUGCUAAGGAACCUUUCAGAGGGUACAGUUUAUAAUGUCAUGGCCGUCGCUAAAGAAAGAAAUCGACUUACUUUGUCAGAACCAGUGAUUAUAAAGACGCAUAGCAAUGGGUUCCUUACGAAAAUAUUUCAAGGUCAUUUGCACGGGACUGCUUGGUUCAUGUCAACAAUGUGCGUCUUGUUGAUUGCGACGUUUACCGUUAUGAUAAUGUGUUGCUGCCAGCGGCAGCACAGCGGGAAGUAUCCAGUAAAAAGGAAAGAGCUUGAGAAAGGCUGGUUUCAGCCGGAUUCCGAUGAGCAGAAGUCAGUUUCUUUUCCAAGUUCUAUAAAUCCCAAUUGA